This is a messenger RNA of Ictalurus furcatus (blue catfish), 3797 nucleotides long. It is a transcript of the gene pafah1b1b, whose product is annotated as platelet-activating factor acetylhydrolase 1b, regulatory subunit 1b. Gene Ontology annotation, molecular function: microtubule plus-end binding; dynein complex binding. The record is from RefSeq and is a predicted model, not a curated record. The coding region runs from base 338 to 1570 and encodes 410 amino acids. Gene Ontology annotation, biological process: vesicle transport along microtubule; nuclear migration; germ cell development. Lineage: Eukaryota; Metazoa; Chordata; Actinopteri; Siluriformes; Ictaluridae. Gene Ontology annotation, cellular component: cytoplasmic microtubule; kinetochore; nuclear envelope. The transcript is spliced from 11 exons.
CGUCCGUAGGCGACUGCGGCGCAGAGCUCGAGGAGGAGAAACAGGGCUGAGUGAGAACCGGGGAGUCGGAAGUGACUUUGUUGUGGAGCUUAGUCUUAAUCAGUUAAUGUUCGUGCUGCAUUGUCAACAAGAGACGCUUUACACAGCAAGAUGAAAGGAAAAACACAGUGUUGAUUUUUCUGUGAGGUGAACGGUUGAGAGAUCGAGUGACGCCAGGACCCGGAGCGAGUGUCCCUCCUCCCGUGCGUCCAUCUUGCGAGGAGCUGCUGAGCGCACUGAGGACCGUCUACAGGCUCCCUGACCGGGGCAGAGACAGCGCCCCUGUACACCUGCCAUCAUGGUGCUGUCACAGAGGCAACGAGAUGAGCUAAAUCGAGCGAUAGCGGAUUACCUCCGAUCAAAUGGCUAUGAAGAGGCUUAUUCUGUUUUUAAGAAGGAAGCAGAGUUAGAUAUGAAUGAAGAAUUAGAUAAGAAGUAUGCAGGCCUUUUGGAAAAGAAAUGGACUUCAGUCAUCAGAUUACAGAAGAAGGUGAUGGAGCUGGAGUCCAAGCUGAACGAAGCUAAAGAGGAGAUCACUUUAGGAGGGCCCAUGGGGCAGAAAAGGGACCCCAAAGAGUGGAUCCCGCGCCCCCCGGAGAAGUACGCGCUCAGCGGACACAGGAGUCCCGUCACGCGCGUCAUCUUUCAUCCCGUCUUCAGCGUCAUGGUGUCUGCCUCGGAAGACGCCACAAUUAAGGUGUGGGACUAUGAAGCGGGAGACUUCGAGAGAACUCUGAAGGGUCAUACGGACUCGGUGCAAGACAUCUCCUUUGAUCAGACCGGAAAGUUGCUGGCCUCCUGCUCGGCAGACAUGACCAUCAAACUCUGGGACUUCCAGGGCUUCGAAUGCAUCAAGACCAUGCACGGACACGACCACAAUGUGUCAUCAGUCGCCAUCAUGCCCAAUGGUGAUCAUAUUGUGUCUGCAUCGAGGGAUAAAACCAUUAAAAUGUGGGAGGUGGCCACUGGUUAUUGUGUGAAGACGUUUGCGGGUCAUCGGGAAUGGGUGAGGAUGGUGCGGCCCAACCAGGACGGCACGCUGUUGGCCAGCUGCUCCAACGACCAGACCGUGCGUGUGUGGGUCACUGCCACCAAGGAGUGCAAAGCUGAGCUGCGGGAGCACGAGCAUGUCGUGGAGUGCAUCUCCUGGGCUCCGGAGAAUGCCUACCCCACUAUACUGGAAGCCACUGGCUCGGAGAACAAGAAGAGCGGUAAGCCCGGUCCGUUCUUGUUGUCUGGAUCCCGAGACAAAACCAUUAAGAUGUGGGAUGUCAGUACUGGCAUGUGCCUUAUGACACUUGUGGGCCAUGACAACUGGGUGCGUGGUGUGCUGUUCCACCCGGGUGGGAGGUUCAUCGUGAGCUGUGCCGACGAUAAGACCCUGCGCACUUGGGACUAUAAGAACAAGCGCUGCAUGAAGACCCUGAGUGCCCACGAACACUUCGUUACCUCUAUGGAUUUCCACAAGACUUCCCCCUACGUGGUGACGGGAAGCGUAGAUCAAACAGUUAAAGUGUGGGAAUGCCGCUGAUCUCGCUCGCCCCGGCCCUUCCUCCGUACCACCACCACUCCUCCUCCCUGCCACGACACUCGUCCUUCGGGACGCGCUCAUCACCAUGGCUACCACCCCAUCCAGCGCUCUUCUAAUAACUAUUGUCCUUUUAUGUAAAUUAUUCUGGAUGUAGUUUUGAGCUUAUUAAAUGUUACAUAAGACACCCUCACAAGGAGAGAAAAAUAAGUUAAGAAAAAAGAAAAACAAGUAUUCUUGCAUGGUGAAUCCCAAACUUGUAUACUGUAAUUAUUAUUAUUAUUAUUAUUAUUAUUUGCUUACCAUCAUCUUGAAGGGUUAAAGAACAUCAAGCAUCGAGUUACAAAAAGGCAGAACGGUCCUUUCUGGGGAAUUCAGAACGGGGCACGGGGAAACCAGGCUCGCUUUUCUUUUUUCUUUUUUUUCCCUUCCCAUUUAUUUAUUUUUCUUUCAUGAUCCGCUGAUGCUUCAGAGAGAGAGCGAGAGAGAGAGAAGAGGGCGAGAAGCUGUUUUUAGUGCUGUCACUAAAGCAAAUUAAAAUCGGACUGGAUGUUUGUCCUCUUAAAGGACUUCUAUUGAUGUAUUUUAGGUGCUAAAUGCUGUACAGUCUUCAUUAAUUCUAAGAUUGAGAUGUGUGAAAGUCUCUGAACUAUAAAUGGAGCUAGAUGGAUGCUUCUGGAACAGUUGGGGGGAGAGAGAGGGAGGAUUUCCUGGUUUGUUUAGGAUUUCGAUUGAGAGCAGUUCGGCCCAGUUAUACGGUUUUGUAUAUAAUGACGCACAAGUAAGUGACGUCUCGGGAAUAAACCAUAAAUCAGCAGUCUGAUAGUAAACCCCUGAUUAUACUGAAGUGCACUUCUUAAAGGAGGUGUGUGUGUGUGUGUGUGUGUGUGUGUGUUUAGCAGGAUUUAAAAUUUAAUUUUUUUUUUUGGUCCUGCGUGCGCAACAUAUCUCUGACGUCUUCGUCGCCAUUGUCCUCCACUUGCACUUGGUUGAUUGACAGCUAGAGGGUAGGAUAGCAGCCGAAUUUUAAAAUAAUAAUAAUAAUAAUAAUAAUAACGGUGCUUGUUGUCCUUGUAUAUAAGGAAUUGUUCGAAGCAAGAUUUUCCAAAGGGACACCAAAUUCCGCCAUGUUUAUUAGCAGACAUGUCUCAUCGAAGCUUUACAACAUUCAAUCUAUACAUCAGCUCUUUUUUUUUUUUUAAUAGAUAUCUAAACAGAACACAUCAUCUUUCAUAUAAUACUCUCUGAGACAAAGGGUUUUUAACCCUCCACACGUGGGAGGAGGGGAGGAGGAAGGCCACGUAUCGCACGGUCACAGCUUCAUCAGUCCACUUCUGCAGCUUCUUUACAUGUGGUGUGUUCUUCUCUGACGUGUGUGUGUGUGUGUGUGUGUUUGUGUGUGUGGCUCAGCUGCCACUGAAAGAAGCUUUCCAGCAUGUGUUCUCAACGGUACCGCUUCGCGCCAUUGUGCAGGGCGAGCUACCUAGUCAGACUGUCUUGAAUCAGGGAAGCUCGACACUUUGGGUUUGUUUGUUUGUUUGUUUGUUUGUUUCUUUCUUCUUUAAUGCGAAUUAUCUCGUCCACUAAAUUUGCACCGACGGACCCGCCGAGUCUGGCUGCGCGUGCGUGGUAACGAAAUAAAGACGCCUCCUAGCUAGAUCAACGAGUGCAAUAACAAUAGGCUGCUCUGCGUUAACCUUUUGACGGACAGGUAUGCGCGAGUCGUGUAGUAAACGAACCUCCGUCGUGUCACGGACCGAACGAUUUAGAAAGAAGCGACACGAACGUGAAGUGAGAAACCCCUCCCUCGGAUCGUGUCGAGCUAGGGCGGAUUUUUUAAGCACCUUAAGGGAGUUACGUAGGAGGUGCACGCGGUUGUGACGGUUUUUAACGGUGGUUGUAUAGGCCCGGCCUCUGCUAUUCCAAAGCUCUGUAUGUCGUAUCAGUGGACAUGUGAAAGGAUCUUAGAGCUUCGCUGUAUGUGCAGUAGGUUUGUGCAUUCAGUUCGCUCCGAGUCCAGUCGUUUGCUCUCUAUGCCUUGUUAAUAUACUGAAGCCCCCUAGACCUUCAUUCUGUUUUUUUGUGAUCUCACUCGUACACACACACACACACACACACACUCACACUCACUCACAUAUACACUGACAAAAUAUAAGUUGUGUACCAAUAUAUCUGGAUGUCAUUGUUUGCAACAUAAUUAAGAGUAAUAAAAACUGUAAAUAUAAAGCAA